GAGUAGGUAAACUGACAUUGAAUGAUGUGUCAAGUGAAACAUCAGUGAAAUGAAAUUAAUCCAUGCAAAAAGUCCUGGAGCUAUAAUUCAAGUAGAAGUUGAAAAUAGUUAAUAUUAAUGCUGUGAUUGUAAAAAUAAUGAAGCUUUAAACGCACAGAUCAGUUUAAAAUUAUUCCUUUAUUUACAGCAAGAAGGAUGUCGUUGAAAAAAAUUCUAGCACCCAAACCAAAGGUAUCGGAAGUGUUGACGGCUUACCUUGAACAGUGCAACGAACCACCCUGGACCUCUUACUUCAUCAAGUACCGGGACGUCAAAAACGACCAUUUCGGAAGGUCCCAUUUCAACUGGACUCUGAACUCGGGAACCAACUAUCAUAUCCUGAGAACUGGGUGCUAUCCCUACAUGAAGUACCAUUGCACCCAACGACCUUGGCAGGAUCUGAGUUUGGACGAUGGUUUCUUCAAAUUCAUCAAGCUGCUCAAUUUGGGUAUUCCGAUGCUCGGCUACGGGCUAGCGGCUAGAUUUUUGAUACGGCACACAGAGCUGGUCGACAUGGGUCCCAAGUACGGACAGGUGCCGAUAUAUUUCCUUUAUGCGGAGGACAAAGGCUCGCGAUAUUGAAUGAGAAUGGAGCAAAUAAGACAAACAAAUCUUCAGUUGGUAAGUAACUUUUGCACUUUUCAAAGCUUAAGAUGAGUCUAUAAUUAUUUAAAUUGACAGAUCAAAUAAAGUAAAAGUAAU
Uranotaenia lowii is the source of this 741-nucleotide messenger RNA. RefSeq lists its product as uncharacterized. The record is from RefSeq and is a predicted model, not a curated record. The transcript is spliced from 3 exons. Bases 196 to 621 code for a protein of 141 amino acids. Lineage: Eukaryota; Metazoa; Arthropoda; Insecta; Diptera; Culicidae.